CAUAUAUCUCCUCAAAUCUCUCUUUUUUUGUUAUUUCUUUUUAAUUUGCUCACACUAUAACCAAAGUCUUUAUAAGUAGUGCCUAAGUGCAAUUGCCUUUUAGCAGCAAGUAAAUAGAAACUCUCUCUAUUCAUAAAAACAAAACAAAAAAAGAAAAAAAGAAAAGAAAAGAAAAACAUUCCAGCAAUGGCUACUUCCAUAAUCAGCAGCAACAAAUAUAAAUAUUUCAGCUGUGUCCCUUUAAUUGUUGUAUUGAUAGCAGUAGUGAUGAGUAGUUUACACACAGUGGAGUGUGUAGGGUUAGAUGUUGGAGGUGAAAAAGGAUGGGCCACUCCAGAGGAUGAGGAGAUGUACAAUGACUGGGCUUCCAAGAACAGGUUCAAGGUCAACGAUACCCUAAAGUUUGCGUACGAGAAGGAUUCAGUGUUGGUGGUGACGGAAGAAGAGUACGAGAAAUGCAGAUCGGCACACCCGAUAUUCUUCUCGAACAACGGGGACACCACUUUCACUCUUGACCGACCUGGAUUGUUCUACUUCAUUAGCGGUGUCUCCGGCCACUGCCAAAGGGGUCUCAAAAUGGUCGUCAAAGUUUUGGAGGUAGCAUCUCCGCCGCAGCCUGCUCCUGAUCACUCUUCUCCUGUCCCAGCUUCCGCCGCCGCCGCCCUUCCCGUGUUCUUUCCCAUGCUUGUUGGAGUCCUUUUCAUGUGAUGCUGCUUAGCUUGCUGCAUUAUAUUAUAUUUCCGGCUUUUCUUGGAUGCUUUUUUCUUUUCCCUAGCUAAUUAGAUUUUUAGACUUUGAUUUCAUGUUGAU
This is a messenger RNA of Erythranthe guttata (spotted monkey flower), 810 nucleotides long. RefSeq names its product early nodulin-like protein 6. The record is from RefSeq and is a predicted model, not a curated record. Gene Ontology annotation, cellular component: plasma membrane. Lineage: Eukaryota; Viridiplantae; Streptophyta; Magnoliopsida; Lamiales; Phrymaceae. Gene Ontology annotation, molecular function: electron transfer activity.